CUGAAGUUUAGUGGAAGCGACCAGAAGGCGGAGAGCGUUCGACUUGUUCGCUCGCGGCGGAGCUCGAGCGAGAGAGGGUGGCUGAGUCCGCCUGCCCCGUGCACAGUCAGCAGGGUUCGGGGCAGUGGGGAACUUUCCCCGCCCUCUCCCUCCCAUAUCCCACCCCUCCCUCCUCCUCCAUAACACAGCGGUAAUAAACCAUGGUGUGAGGAUACUCAGCCAGCGUGAGAAAGAUAGGAGAUAUACAGGCAAAUAUCGAGAGACAGAGAAAAGAGGGUGCACCGAGCGGGGAAAGUUUAUAGACAGCCUGGGCUGUGUGUGGGAGGGAGGCCGCGAACAGCCGCCGACAGGCUCUGCGCUACAAAGAAGAGGCGAACUCUGGAAGUGUGAACCGGGGAGGGGGUGUAUGAUGGGUGGGACUGGCAUCGCUCCUGAUUAGAGGCGGGGAGAACCCAGGCACUUCGUAAAAACUGAUGAGCGCUCGACCCGCCAACUACCUCUUAGGUGAAGUAUUAAAAUUGACCGGGACCCCCACCGCCCCCUUCCUAUCCAACCCAGUCGUCAAUUUAAUGGGGGUUGGUGCGGAGUCCCGGAGCCCGUGUGAGAGCUGCUCUUCAUCUGGAAUCAAAGUGUGUCUCAUCCUCCCGCUCGGCUUCCCCCCAUGCUCCAACUUGUUUUUCACUGGAUUUGCUUCUUGGCAUUGAGGUUUUGAUGCUGACCGUAGGUUACAGCAACUUCUACACCAUCAGCCAAUCUAGUAAAGGUUCGGGAGGUUGCAAGCUGGCUGUUGGAAAUGAACCAAGAAUUUCUGUCUGGGUGCAGCAAGAGGCGUCGAGCUGGAGGAUCCCUCAGAGGUAAUCCGUCAUUGAGUCAUGGGGAGGAGGAAAUGAACAGAGUUGUGGAAGAGCAAGAGGGUCAUUGUGCAAGGUUUGCUGAUGGCAAUGGGGCUGAGGCAAGCAGCAGCAAUAGUGACGAGGCCCAAGUUGCUAAAGCAGAGGAGGAAGAAAACAACAACCAAAUCACAGCAGAGGCCAAGGAAGAAAGCAAAGCGGAGGAACAAGAAGAUGGUGAAGAGGAAAUGGACCAAGACAGUGAUGAUUUUGAACAAUCUGAUGAUAGUAGAGAAGACGAUAGCACAAAUGGAAAUGAUGUAACCGAUCAGAAUUAUAAUAUUGAUGUUGCCAUCGAACAACCACUGCCUGUGUUAACUAAGAAUCAGAUGAAGAGAAAAUUGGACCCUGGCCCUGAGGUCCGGUCUUUCUCUUCAGGGAAGAAACCUUGCAAAGGCUCGGAAUACAAAAGCAGCACCACAGGGCUGGUUCCAUGUGCAGCAACACCUACCACCUUUGGCGACCUGAGAGCUGCAAAUGGACAAGGGCAACAGCGGCGUCGGAUCACAAGUGUCCAGCCACCUCCAGAACUGCAAGAUUGGCUGAAGACUUUUCAGAGUUGGAGUGGACCAGAAAGAUUACUUGCAUUGGAUGAAUUGAUUGACAGUUGUGAACCUACUCAAGUAAAGCACAUGAUGCAAGUUAUAGAACCCCAGUUCCAACGAGAUUUCAUAUCACUGCUUCCAAAAGAGCUCGCCCUGUAUGUUCUGUCAUUCCUGGAUCCUAAGGACCUGCUGCAGGCAGCACAGACCUGCCGCUAUUGGAGAAUACUGGCUGAAGACAACCUACUUUGGAGAGAAAAAUGUAAAGAGGAAGGAAUUGAUGAACCUGUAUAUAUCAAAAGGAGAAAAGUGAUCAAACCAGGCUUUGCACACAGCCCUUGGAAAAGUGCUUAUAUCCGACAGCACAGAAUAGAUACUAACUGGCGCUGUGGAGAUCUAAAGACGCCAAAGCAGGUGCUGAAAGGUCAUGAUGAUCAUGUGAUCACGUGCCUACAAUUCUGUGGUAACCGAAUUGUCAGUGGUUCUGAUGACAACACACUGAAAGUGUGGUCAGCUGUUACAGGAAAGUGUUUAAGAACAUUAGUAGGACAUACGGGUGGUGUCUGGUCAUCCCAGAUGAGAGGCAAUAUCAUUAUAAGCGGAUCCACUGACCGAACAUUGAAAGUAUGGAAUGCAGAUUCUGGUGAAUGUAUUCACACACUCUAUGGUCAUACCUCCACUGUGCGUUGCAUGCACCUCCAUGAAAAUCGAGUUGUGAGUGGCUCUCGAGAUGCUACUCUUCGUGUCUGGGACAUUGAAUCAGGACAGUGUUUACAUGUGUUGAUGGGUCAUGUUGCAGCUGUGCGAUGUGUACAGUAUGAUGGAAGAAGAGUUGUUAGUGGGGCAUAUGAUUUCAUGGUUAAGGUGUGGGACCCUGAAACAGAAACCUGUCUACAUACACUACAGGGACACACUAACAGGGUCUAUUCACUACAGUUUGAUGGUAUCCAUGUAGUAAGUGGCUCACUUGAUACCUCUAUUCGCGUAUGGGACGUGGAGACUGGGAAUUGUAUUCACACAUUAACGGGACAUCAGUCAUUAACUAGUGGAAUGGAACUGAAGGACAACACACUUGUUUCUGGAAAUGCAGAUUCCACAGUGAAAAUCUGGGACAUCAAAACAGGACAGUGUUUACAAACAUUACAAGGGCCUAACAAACAUCAGAGUGCUGUGACAUGCCUCCAGUUCAACAAGAACUUUGUGAUAACUAGCUCAGAUGAUGGGACUGUAAAACUUUGGGACCUGAAAACAGGAGAGUUCAUUCGAAAUUUGGUUACACUGGAAAGUGGAGGCAGUGGAGGUGUUGUCUGGCGAAUCAGAGCAUCAAAUACAAAGCUUGUGUGUGCAGUAGGAAGCAGAAAUGGGACUGAAGAAACAAAGUUGCUUGUAUUGGACUUUGACGUGGACAUGAAGUGAAGAAAUGGAUUAAGAAUUUGCCUGUUAAUUCAGUGUACAUCACCCCGACAUUGGUGGGUACAGGAUGUUGGUUCAGGGCAACAGGAUGCAUGAUGAAGACACAAAGACCUAAGGAUCACCGGGAAAGGGAGUGAGGGAGGACAUGUUAUAAUCGACAAAAUUUGACUUGGUCAGAUGCACAUAUUGUCAUGUUAUAUCUGGCUUCCCUUUGACUCUGGGCAGUUUUUGUGUAGAAAGACUUGAUACAAAGCCGAGUGCAAUGAUUAUUUUUUUAAUGAUUCUCAGCAGCAAGGCAUAAAAAAAAUUUAUUUGAAAUGUUAUGUUUUAAACAAGCUGCUUAUCAGGCCAAGAGCUGGUUUUCUUAAAGACUUGGGUUGUCUAAAUGUCUCAGUUUUGUCUUUCCAGGUUUCAACAUUUGGGACCUUACUGUGAAUUUUGUACAAUUUUUAUAUAUAUAUAUAUAAAAAAAUAUAUAUAUAUAAGCCUAAUGUUGCCAACAAACGGUCACAGUAUUAACAUAUAUUUCUCUAUUUAUUCACCACUGCUUCCAGAUUCUUUUAAUGAGGGUUUAUAUAGUUCUUUAGAGGCAAAUUAUCCUGAGUGAUCUAAGUACUUAAAAGAACUCAAAGGUGGAAGAGUUCUUUAGGUUGCUAUUUGAAUGAGUCUUUGGACUUGUUAAAAUUGUCCCAUCCCUGUACUGUAAUACCAGUGGCCAAAUAACUUGCUGCUAAGUCAUCUUUUGUGACAUUUCACAUCCACAUACUAGUUCUAAACUUGAUCUAGUAUGGAUGAUUUUUGAGUUUUAAAAAGGCAUUUGCCACUGAAACUUGAGCCAACUGUGCCUCUGAGAGGCUGAAAGAAGGAAGGAGAUGCAGACUGUCAUAGUGUGAUUUGCUUGCAAGAAGGAAGUUGAGAAGUGUUAUGUGCUACAUUGGAGUUUUUUUUUGCAAACAAUGUUGAACACAUUCCUUCAGAUGGGAGCUCUUUCAGCCUGUAUUGUGGAGAAUUUCAUUGUGAGGACUAUGGUGGAACAGUCAAAAACACAAUUAAGAUUACUGACAUAAUGCAAAAGAACAAAUAAUUUAUGUGUGAUGUGCAUACAAAUAAGAAGUGUCAUUGCUGGUCAGUCUUAGUGUAAACAGUAUUGAAAUAUCCAAUUGUUACAGUUAUUGCUAUGAGCCACUGACGAAACAAUACCAAAUGUUUUGUACUGAAUGCGGCACAGGCAAAAACAGUUAAAUUGUUUGCCUAAUUAUUAUUCAAAAUCCACAAUGCAACAUGAACUGUGAAAGUGGUUUAACACUGUAUACUAAAUAAUCUUGAGUUAGAUACUUUGUUUUUCUUUUUACUUUCCUGUUAAUUUAUAGUCUGGUUUUUAAAACAAAACAAUAAAAUCAGAUUUCAGACUUUUUUUACUUUACAGUAUGUAACUGCCUGACAUGAUGGAGAAACGUUAAAGGGAUUGUGUCUAUGGUUUGAUUCACUUAGAAUUUUUAUUUUCUUAUAACUUAAGUGCAAUAAAAUGUGCUUUUUUUCAUUUGAAA
Stegostoma tigrinum is the source of this 4392-nucleotide messenger RNA. It is a transcript of the gene fbxw7, whose product is annotated as F-box and WD repeat domain containing 7. Lineage: Eukaryota; Metazoa; Chordata; Chondrichthyes; Orectolobiformes; Stegostomatidae. The record is from RefSeq and is a predicted model, not a curated record. The transcript is spliced from 13 exons. Gene Ontology annotation, cellular component: cytoplasm; nucleus. The coding region runs from base 794 to 2848 and encodes 684 amino acids. Gene Ontology annotation, biological process: proteasome-mediated ubiquitin-dependent protein catabolic process; ubiquitin recycling. Gene Ontology annotation, molecular function: ubiquitin binding.